AUGGCCGACAGCUUCAACGGGGUCAUUGUCGAAGAGACCCCGGCCACCCAGCAGACUGGCGACGUCGAGAUGACCGAGGAAGGCGAUGCGCCUGCCACUGCCACCGAAACUCCUGCCGCUGCCGGCAGCACCGAGAAUGCCGAUUUGCCUUUUGCUGAGGGCGAUCCCGACGACACCCCGGCGCCGCGCAUUACCUUUUUGCAGUAUCUGAGUAGCCCCGUCGUCACUCUGUUGAUCGGUAGCAACGAUGAAGAGACCAUCCUGACGGCUCAUCAGGGGCUGUUGACCCAGAGCCCAUACUUUGCCGAUCGCAUCGCCGAGUUUGCCGAUGAUGGCAGCCCCCGCCAGAUUGAGCUUCCCAACGAAGACCUCGACGCCAUGGGCUGCUUCCUCGAGUUCCUCUACACGGGCGACUACUUCCCCAAGAAGAUCGCCGGCCAGCGCAGCCUGGAGAAGGACGCCUCGAUCCCCGACGUGGACUACACCGGAGAGCAGCUCCUCAAGCACGCCAAGGUUUACACUCUGGCCGAGAAGUUUGGCCUCAACAACCUCAAGAACUUGGCGUCGAGCAAGAUCCACUGCGUCAACUCCACCGCCAAGGGCGAGAUCGCCUACGCGCGGUACGUCUACGAGUUCACGGCCAAGGACGACACGAGCAUCCGCGCUCCUGUUGCCAACUUUUGGGCCACGAGAUCGCACACGCUGCGCGCCGAGGCCGAGGAUGAGUUCAGGAACUUGUGCUUGGAGUUUCCUCGGUUUGGUUACGAUGUUCUUAGUAAGUUUUUGGUCGAGAUGGUAUGGAGGGAAAGAGAUGGUAUGGAGGGAAAGAGAUGGUAUGGAGGGAAAGAGAUGGUAUGGAGGGAAAGAGAUGGUAUGGAGGGAAAUGCUAACCAUGACAUUUCAGCCCGCGUCUUGGACGAGAAGCUCAAGCGGGAGCGCAACGAGAAGAUGCACCCCGCUGCCGGGAGCGGGAGGAAGAGACCUCGUCACAGCAGCGCCACCAAUGCUUAA
This is a messenger RNA of Podospora anserina S mat+, 1011 nucleotides long. RefSeq lists its product as uncharacterized. The record is from RefSeq and is a predicted model, not a curated record. Lineage: Eukaryota; Fungi; Ascomycota; Sordariomycetes; Sordariales; Podosporaceae. The transcript is spliced from 2 exons. Gene Ontology annotation, molecular function: protein binding. The coding region runs from base 1 to 1011 and encodes 336 amino acids.